GAGCCGAGGCGGUUCGGAAGCCGGGAUGUCGGCGGCCGCGAGCGACUGAACGUCUGAGCGACUCGGGCCGAGUCCGCCGAGGGAGAGACGGAGCCGCGCGCUCCCGCGUUGCCAGCCGCAGCCGGGGAGCCGGCGCUCCGGCCGCGAUUUGAAGCGGCGGCGGCAACGGAUCGCUCCCCGCCUCGCUCCCUCCCCUUCGACUCCUCUUUAAACCCGAGCCGGCCGGCCGGAUGAUGCCCGCGCCGAGCGGCUGACGAAGAAGAGACGGGUCACCCUUCGGGGCCGGGAGAGCCCCGCUUCUGCACGGCAGGUGUCCGCCCGCUGAACUUUCUGUCCUGCGCGGCCGGGCUGGAUCUACCGCGCCGAAAGCCAUCGCUCUCGCGCCUCCCGGCCGGCCGGACCCGUAGAGAUUAACGGAACGGCCGUAGCUCCCGAGUCCCCCCGGGGUUCGCUCCUCCGGCCCCGUGGCGAGGGCGGCGGGACGUCUGCACGGGCGGGAGGGAGGAAGGCUGCGCUUCUCCUCGCCGCGUCUCCUCCGCAGGGGAGGGGAGGCCGAUGAGCCCCCGCGACUGCCCUCGGGGCACGACUUCGGUGCGCUCCGGGCGUCCGUCCGCAGCGUGGAUGUGAGUCGCACGAGAGGGGAUGCUCCAGGCUGCCUCUGCCCAGUGACGACGGGCGGCUGCUCCGGGGCUUCGGCGUGGACUCGCGCUCAAGGGCUUUGCCUGCGGUGAAGAUGUCCAUGGUGUUCCCGUGAAGCUGAGGUAUGGCUGCUGGAAGGUUGCUGCUGUAUGCUGGCCUCUCUUUAGCUUUGUGUGCCCUGGGCAUGCUGGCUGUGGCGAUCUGCUCUGACCACUGGUACGAAACUGAUGCCCGGAAGCACAGGGAGAGGUGCAAAAGCAUCACCACUAAGAGAAAUGAUCCUGGCUUUAUUUACAACUCCAACAACAACCUGCCUCUCAGGGCCAGCAGGUCGAGGUUGGACCGCUGGGAAGGGAAACUCCUCUUGGCAAGGAACAGGAGGCAGAUCUUUGCCAUGAGCGCGGUCGACGAGUGCAACAGACAGUACAACUCAACCAACAUGGGGCUCUGGAGGAAAUGCCACCGACAAGGAUUCGACCAAGAGCUGGAGGAGCUGAUUGCCAAAGGAGCAAUUGAGCGGUGCUCAUACAUCAAGUACCACUACUCCUCAGCGACCAUUCCCAAGAACCUCACCUACAACAUCACCAAGACAAUCCGCCAGGAUGAGUGGCAUGCCUUGCAUCUGCGCAGGAUGACAGCUGGCUUCAUGGGCAUGGCUGUGGCCAUCAUCCUCUUCGGAUGGAUUAUCGGGGUGCUGGGGUGCUGUUGGGAUCGAGGCCUUAUGCAAUAUGUGGCGGGGCUUCUCUUCCUCAUGGGAGGAACCUUCUGCAUCAUUUCACUGUGCACGUGUGUGGCUGGAAUCAACUUCGAGCUCUCCCGCUUCCCCCGCUACCUGUAUGGACUUCCCGACGACAUCAGCCAUGGCUAUGGCUGGUCCAUGUUCUGUGCAUGGGGGGGCCUGGGCCUCACUCUUAUCUCUGGCUUCUUCUGCACUCUGGCCCCUUCUGUCCAACCUGUCCCCAGGACCAACUGCCCCAAAUCUAGACCUGAGAAUGGGACAGUGUGCUAAAAAAAUAGCCAACAACAGAUACACACACACACGUAUAUAUAUAUAU
Messenger RNA from Phasianus colchicus (ring-necked pheasant), 1694 nucleotides. RefSeq names its product transmembrane protein 178B (gene TMEM178B). The record is from RefSeq and is a predicted model, not a curated record. Lineage: Eukaryota; Metazoa; Chordata; Aves; Galliformes; Phasianidae. Gene Ontology annotation, cellular component: membrane.